Messenger RNA from Alligator mississippiensis (American alligator), 970 nucleotides. RefSeq names its product ankyrin repeat domain-containing protein 39-like. The record is from RefSeq and is a predicted model, not a curated record. Gene Ontology annotation, molecular function: protein binding. The transcript has 4 exons. Bases 67 to 618 code for a protein of 183 amino acids. NCBI's taxonomy places the organism in Eukaryota, Metazoa, Chordata, Crocodylia, Alligatoridae.
GAUUGGCCCAGCGGCAGCUGGCGAGGCGGCGCCCCCUGGUGGCCUCGCUCAGUGCCGGGCCCAGGCAUGGCGGCGCCCGGUCCCGGCGCCCACGGCUACGGCUGCGCCUGCCCCUGCUCCGCGCCCGGCGCCUGCCAGAGCCUGGCCGAGAUGGACUUCCAGCGGGGGCUGUGGGGGGCGGCGCUGGACGGGGACCUGGGCCGCGUGCGGGCGCUGCUGGACAAGGGCGCGGAACCCGGGCAGCCCGACAGCGCCGGCUACACCGCCCUGCACUACGCCAGCCGGGCCGGGCACGGCGCCGUGUGCCGCCUGCUGCUGCAGCGCGGGGCCCCCGUGGACGCGGCCACGCGCGGGGGCGCCACGGCCCUGCACCGCGCCAGCUCCUGCGGGCACCUGGCCGUGGCGCGGCUGCUGCUGAGCCACGGCGCCGACCCCGCCCGCGCCGACUCCGACGGCAUGAGCAGCCUGCACAAGGCCGCGGCGCAAGGCCACGAGGAGCUGUGCGCCCUGCUGCUGCAGCACAGCCCGGACCUGCGCAGCGCCCGCGACGCCCGCUCCAGGACCCCGCGCGACUUGGCGCCGCCCCGCGCAGCCCUGCAGCAUCUGCUGGCACCGUGACGCCCGCCUGGGCCCGGGCCCUGCCGUGGAUGCCGCAGACAGCCCGACCCCACGGCCCGUGCCCUGCCCUCCGGACUGCGGCCUGGCCCUGGCCUUAUGGAGGUGUGAGAGGCGGUGAAGCCACAGCAGCCAUGGUGGUUGUGGACACCAGGCCUACUGUGCUCAACCGGAGAAGCCGUGUUGCUUGUGGGCACAAGGGGGCUUGGCCUGCUAAUGCACCCAUAUCGGGUGUGGGCACAGGGGCCAGACCUGCUGAGGGGGGUGAAGCUGCAGCAGCCAUAUUGCUUGUGGCUAUGGGGGACUGGCACUGCUGUACCCCCCCACACUGUCAGUGAAAGCCCUGCUGAGCCCA